This is a messenger RNA of Acanthosepion pharaonis, 1212 nucleotides long. The record is from the annotation of a GenBank genome assembly. Lineage: Eukaryota; Metazoa; Mollusca; Cephalopoda; Sepiida; Sepiidae.
AUGACGAAAAAUAUUCUUUGCUGUCAUAUCUUUCAUCUUUCAUCUAUCUAUCUAUCUAUCUAUCUAUCUAUCUAUCAGUCAGUUCAUUAUCUAUCUAUCUCCUCUUUUCACCUAUCUAUCUAUCUAUCUAUCUAUCUAUCUAUCUAUCUAUCUAUCUAUCUAUCUAUCUAUCUAUCUCAGUUCAUUAUCUAUCUAUCUAUCUAUCUAUCUAUCUAUCUAUCUAUCUCUAUCUAUCUCAGUCAAUUCAUUAUCUAUCUAUCUAUCUAUCUAUCUAUCUAUCUAUCUCACCUUACUCUCCCUCCUUUCUUUCCACCUCAAUCCUUGGAGACUCGUACAAUACCGACUCCUUCCAUUUCACCCUCUCCGCUCUCUCCCUGCUCGUUUGGACUUCUUUUCUUAAUACGCAGUCGAACAGUUCCAAUGCAAAAUACUUGCACACAACCAUCCCACAAUAUGGCAGCAGUCGACGCGCUGCGAUAUUUUAUAGUACGUAGCCAUUUCAUUGAAACAAUUAUACUCACUGGGGAAUUAUCGCUUCCUCUAACCACCCCUUUAUAUAUAUUUCUUUCUUUCUUUCUUUCUUUCUUUCUUUCUUUCUUUCGUUAUUGCGUAUACGCCAUUUUAUUCUUUCUUUCUUCAUUGCGUAACGACAUUUUCUUUUUUCUUUCGCUCUUUUUCCGUUCAUUAAUGCGUAUAAGCCUUUCCCAUCUUUCUUUUUUUCAAUCUUUCUACCUUUUUCCUUUCUUUAUUGCGUAUCCACCUUUUCUUUCUUUCAUUCAUUCUUUGUUUGUUUGUUUCUUUCUUUCUUUUGUAUCCGCCUUUUAUUUUAUUCUUUCUUUCAUUCUGUCUUUCUGUCUUUCUUUUGCAUGCACCUUUUGUUUCAUUCGUUUUUCCUUUACUGCAUAUCGACCUUUUCUUUCUUUUUUCUUUCUUUCUUUCUUUCUUUCUUUCUUUCUUUCUUUCUUUCUUUCUUUCUUUCUCUUUCUUUGUGUUUUUCUUUCUUUCUUUUUUCUUUCUUUCUUUCUUUUAUAUCCGCUUUUUCUUUCUUUCUGUUUUCAUUUUGUUAUUUCUUUCUUCCUUUUUGCGUAUCUGAUUUGUCUUUCUUUCUUUUUCUCUUUUCUAUUUUCUUUAUUGCGUAUCCGCUUUUCUUUCUUUCUUUCUUUCUUUCUUUCUUUCUUUCUUUCUUUACUGCCUCUCCGCCUUUUUAUUUAA